This is a messenger RNA of Pygocentrus nattereri (red-bellied piranha), 1041 nucleotides long. It is a transcript of the gene elocb, whose product is annotated as elongin C paralog b. Gene Ontology annotation, biological process: ubiquitin-dependent protein catabolic process. Gene Ontology annotation, molecular function: protein-macromolecule adaptor activity. Lineage: Eukaryota; Metazoa; Chordata; Actinopteri; Characiformes; Serrasalmidae. Gene Ontology annotation, cellular component: elongin complex. The record is from RefSeq and is a predicted model, not a curated record. The transcript is spliced from 4 exons. The coding region runs from base 155 to 493 and encodes 112 amino acids.
UCUGCUGGUGACUUUUAUUUUGGAGAGCCCUUAGCCGUAGCGGUUUUACUCAAUCGACUCCUGUUUCAGAUUCGCUGGUUGUUUUUUUUAGCAGUGCAGUUUGCCUCGGCGAAAAUCGGGCGGACGGAAGAGACAGAAGAGCUGAAACAGUAAGAUGGACUGUGAAGAGAAGACGUAUGGUGGCUGUGAAGGGCCGGAUGCCAUGUAUGUGAAGCUGAUCUCCUCUGAUGGUCAUGAGUUCAUCGUGAAGAGAGAACAUGCUCUGACUUCAGGAACCAUCAAAGCUAUGUUGAGUGGCCCAGGUCAGUUUGCCGAAAAUGAAACAAACGAAGUGAACUUCAGAGAGAUUCCUUCUCACGUCCUCUCCAAAGUCUGCAUGUAUUUCACCUACAAAGUACGAUACACCAACAGCUCCACAGAAAUCCCAGAAUUCCCCAUUGCUCCAGAGAUAGCCCUGGAACUCCUGAUGGCUGCAAACUUCUUGGAUUGUUAAACACCUGCAUGAAACCUAUUUAUAUUGCUGCCCUACGUCGCUCGAUUCUUGUUAAGAAAAGGAACAAAUAAUGUGAAAAUAGCAUCAUCAUGAUUUAUGUUUUUUUUUUUUUUUUAUCUUAGUGUUCACUACAAGAAUAGACUGCCCCCCCCCCCCCCGAAUCCUUUCUGUAAUUAAUACUGCAUAAUGACGAAUAUAUAGAAACCAUCUCAUCUUCUCAUGUACACCAACUAUAAUAACCUUAUAUGAACGUUUUCCCCACAUAAAGCCUUCCUCACCAGUGUGCUGGAUGUUGUGAUUUUUGCUUGUUUUUUUAUUCGUUAAUAAUCCUGCUGGCUGUUAUUCCCGAGUGCUCUGCUCUAAAAUGCCAUGACAGUGUUGGUUUUUAAAAACUAGGGUUAUGAUCAAAGUUUAUUCUCGAAACUGUGGAGCCGAGAGAAGUUACUGGUGUAAAUAAGUAAAGUCUGGUAGGAAGAGUUCAGCCGUGUAACCGUUUUUCUUCUUAACUUUUUCAUUUUUUUUCAGAAAGUAUUAAACCAUUAAAGCUC